Molecule: messenger RNA, 1564 nt
Organism: Oncorhynchus masou masou (cherry salmon)
Lineage: Eukaryota; Metazoa; Chordata; Actinopteri; Salmoniformes; Salmonidae
Product: cell adhesion molecule 3-like
Exons: 11
Coding region: 301-1536 (411 amino acids)
Cellular component (GO): presynaptic membrane
Source: RefSeq, a predicted model, not a curated record
CGGUAGCCGUGGAGAGAGCGAGAGGGAACAGCUAGAAAAACAACAAUCCGAAGAAGGAAGGAAAAAGUCAAUAUAGACAGAUCCAGUGAGGCAUCAGAGCAAGCGCCAGUUUUCCUGCAAUAUAGGGACCACUUCCAGAACCAACGGCGACAAAUAGCCUAUCCGUUCAGGAUCGAGAAUCCAGAGGCAGGCCUAUUUCGGUAACACUCCGGUGCUCCUCCCCCCCGCAGGUAACACUCCCGUGCUCCUCCCCCCGCACCCUGCCUAAACCUCCUGAGGAUUGAGACGAACCAACCAACCAUGGCAUUCCCUUCUGACCUGGUCCCAAAUCUAUGGACUCUGAGUUUAUUGACACUACUGGCAGCCUCUGUUCAGAGCAACUUCAUUGUCUUUGACGAUGACCCCUUGCAGCCGGUGACCCAGGACGAGACAGCGUCUGUGGGCGGCAUGGUAACCCUGACCUGCCGGGUGGCAGCGAGUGACAACUCCUCCCUGCAGUGGUCCAACACGGCCCAGCAGACCUUGUACUUUGGAGAGAAGAGAGCUCUGAGAGAUAACCGUAUCCAGCUCAACCGGUCUACAGGCACAGAGCUGUCCAUCACCAUUGGAAAUGUGCAGCUGUCAGACGAAGGAGAGUACACCUGCUCUAUCUUCACAAUGCCUGUCCGCACUGCCCGCGCCACAGUCACCGUGCUAGGGGUCCCUGAUAAGCCACAGAUCUCUGGCUAUGAAGACACUGUCCAGGAGGGGGGUAAGGUCACCCUCACCUGCACCAGCUCUGGGAGCAAGCCUCCCGCCAAACUACGCUGGUACAGGAACCAGGAGGAACUUACAGGUCGUCCUGAUGUGGUGGAGACUAAUCCAGACGAGGCCACCUACACAGUGAUCAGUGAGCUGACUCUGACGGUGGGUCGUAGCGACGACAACACCCUGAUCGGCUGUGCUGUUGACCACCCUUCUCUGUCCCCGGGUGAGAAGUGGACCGAACAGCCCAUCAGAGUCCUGUUCACCCCAGAUGUCACUAUCCAGCCUCAGAAUGAUCUGCCCAGAGAGGGAGAGAAGUUCAUUAUACAAUGCAUAGGCAAUGGAAACCCGAAGCCCACCUCGUACGUGUGGCGGAAGAAGGAUGGAGAGCUCCCUCUGAUGGCCAAGGUGGACGGUAGUUUCCUGCUCUUUGAGAUGCUCAACAAAUCAGACAACGGGGUGUACCUCUGUCAGGCUGACAACGGAAUCGGGAAGAUGCAGGGAGAGUACACGCUGCUGGUGCAAGAUGGUCCAGACAACAUUGCAGACCCCACUGCCAUGUCGACCUCUUCAGGAGUGGACCAUGCUGUGAUUGGAGGAGUGGUGGCGGUCAUCGUCUUUAUCCUGCUCUGUCUGCUUAUCGUCCUGGGCAGAUACCUCAUCAGACACAAAGGGACAUAUCUGACCCACGAGGCCAAGGGCUGCGACGACGCUCUCGAUGCCGACACGGCUAUCAUCAACGCCGAGGGCGGCCAUUCCGGAGCUGAGGACAAGAAGGAGUACUUCAUCUAGGGAGGCGUCGGGGAGCUUCCGUUCUUCA